This is a messenger RNA of Pomacea canaliculata, 978 nucleotides long. RefSeq lists its product as uncharacterized. Lineage: Eukaryota; Metazoa; Mollusca; Gastropoda; Architaenioglossa; Ampullariidae. Bases 1 to 978 code for a protein of 325 amino acids. The transcript is spliced from 4 exons. The record is from RefSeq and is a predicted model, not a curated record.
AUGUCAGAGGUCAAGGUGUACAGCGAGCGGGCGAGGGACGUGGUGGCGUACGGUGGCGUGGGUCUGGCGCUGGCGCUGGCGCUGGCGCAUGAGACAGGUGUGGUGCGCGUACUGUGUGACCCCGACACGCGCCAGCCGCUCACAGCCCAGCAGGUCGCCGACAAAGCCAAGCUCAAGGAGCGUAUUGUUCUCAUGCACACCAUGCACCUUGACAGCUACGUGAGGGAGCUGCUUGGGGCCCUGACUACGUCCGGGAUGGUGCAGCUGGCAGCAGGCACGGGAGGUGUGCGGUAUGGGUCGCAGUUGUUCCACAUCCUGGAGCAGUGGGCAGCCAACGAUGGGGCACUCGUGGAGGCCGUCUUGACGGAGUCACCUGAGCUAGCUGAGAAACUAGAGAGAGGCGCCCAGGUGGUGGAGUUCGGGUGCGGCUCGGGGAAGUUGAUGCAGCGCCUGGCGGCCCAGUUUCCCGCCAGCAUCUUCCUCCUCACUGACUGCAUGCCGGACCCUUUGAAGCGCGUGCAGCAACUGGUGCGCGACGCCGGCCUCAACAACGUCCAGACGCAGGUCGCUGACCUCUGUGACCUGACUCCUGACACGAAGAACCGCUUCGACUUCGCGAUGGUUAAGGACGUCAUCCACGACCUGCCCUACCCGCAACGCGCGCUGAAUGGCAUCACCCAGUCGCUGAGGCCUGGCGGGAUCUUUGUGAUGAUGGACCAGAUGUUGAACGACUCCCUGGCUGACAACAUCGACAACAAAAAUGCCAUCUUCAACUUCUGCGCCGGUACAUUCCUUUGUGUUCCCGAGGGAUGCCAGCAGCCGGGGUCUGAGGUCAUCGGCCCGACUUGGGGUCAGGCGCAUGCGCGUCCCAUGCUGGAGGCGGCAGGACUGCGCGUUCUCAAAGUCAUCAGACUCCAAGAGUUCGAAUCCUUGGGCAUUUACAUCAACCAGAAACCGGACGUUGAGAGAGAUGUGUGA